Agelaius phoeniceus (red-winged blackbird) is the source of this 503-nucleotide messenger RNA. The record is from RefSeq and is a predicted model, not a curated record. NCBI's taxonomy places the organism in Eukaryota, Metazoa, Chordata, Aves, Passeriformes, Icteridae.
AUGGCGUUUUGUGUGGGGGCACCGGCCGCAGGUCCCUGGCCCAUCAGUGGGACACAGGAGAGCCAGGCUGAUGGCAUGUCUGAGGUGGGAAAGGGCACCCUGACCACCCACGUGCUGAACACGGCCACGGGGCUGCCGGCAGCCGGCCUUGGCAUCCGCCUGGCCCAGCUGCAGGAGCCAGGGCUGCAGUGGAUGGAGCUGGCACACAGGCACACGGAUGCGGAUGGGCGCUGCCAGCCCCUCCUGGCACCAGGACAGGCCAAGGCUGGCACCUACAAGCUGCACUUUGAGACAGCUGAGUACUGGCAGGGACUGGGGCACACCAGCUUCUACCCCUUUGUGGAGGUCGUUUUCAUCAUCACCGACCCAGCACAGAAGCUCCACGUCCCGCUGCUGAUCAGCCCCUACUCCUACACAACCUACCGGGGCAGCUAGAGGGGCACAGCCUUCCCCUGGGGACGCAGGAAUGAUGCCACCAAGGCCAUUAAAAACUCCAAACAGCA